Messenger RNA from Quercus lobata, 3142 nucleotides. Its product is annotated as putative late blight resistance protein homolog R1B-8. Gene Ontology annotation, biological process: defense response to other organism. NCBI's taxonomy places the organism in Eukaryota, Viridiplantae, Streptophyta, Magnoliopsida, Fagales, Fagaceae. Gene Ontology annotation, molecular function: ADP binding. The transcript has a single exon. The record is from RefSeq and is a predicted model, not a curated record. Bases 143 to 3142 code for a protein of 999 amino acids.
UAGUUAUCAUAAAACACUUUCCUUCAUCCUUCCGGACUUUCCUUUCCCAACAACCCUCUGCCCCCUGAGCAAAAAAUAUCUGUAAUUGUUGUACUAAGUUUUAGGGUUUUACCCACAAAGGAGGGAAAAUAAUUAAGCAGACAUGGCAGACAGUGUUGUGAGUUUCCUGUUGGAGAACCUGACUCAGUUGCUUACCAAAGAAUCAAAAUUGCUACUUGGAGUUAAGGAUCAAGUCAGGUCACUUAAGAACGAGCUGUCUCUGAUCAACCUCUUCCUCCAAAAAACUGAAGGCAAACGACAAGACGAAUUGGUGAAGGAGGUAGUCAGCCAAAUUAGGGACGUAGCCUAUGAGGCUGAGGAUGUUAUUGAUACAUUCAUCAUGACUGUGACAGAGCACAGGAGAAGAAGAAGCAAGCUGAGGAAGUUAAUCCAUUCAUGUGAACGAGCAAUUACGUUUCACGAGGUUGCAAGCAAGAUAGAGAGCAUCAAGAUCAUCAACAAGGAAAUUAACGACAAUAGGAGCAAGUACGGCAUAGAAAUUGCUGAAUCAUCUGGAGGAGAUGCAGAAGCAGAGGAGAUACUGCACAGGCGCAGGAAACGUGUUGAGGAAGAUCAAGUAGUGGGCUUCGCUCAUGACGCUGAGGUAUUGGUGAAGGAGCUUAUGGAAGGGAGUUUGCAACGAAAUGUUGUUUCAAUCAUUGGCAUGGGCGGCUUAGGUAAAACCACUCUUGCUAGGAAGAUCUACAACAACAAUGAUGUCAAGAAUUACUUUGAUUUCCGUGGGUGGGUUUAUGUUUCUCAAAAAUAUAGAAUCAGAGAGCUGUUGCUUGAAAUUUUGAAUGGACUGUCACCACCACCAAGAGUGAUGUUGAGAGCUGAAUUGAAAGAGAAAUUACUCCAAGGUUUGUAUGCUACGUAUAGCUCGAAUAAUGAUAAACUGAAAGGGACACUAACUGAAGACUUGAAACGUUUCAAAGAAAUGAAUGAUGAAGAAUUCAGAAAGGCAUGGUUUGAGUUCUUGGAAGGCGUACAAGACCAUAAUGAUUUGAAAAAUUCGUUGUCAAAUUUCGUGCAAGAUUUUUACAGCGAGAAUGGAGUUAAAUUGCAAGAUAUGACUGAGGAUGAAUUGAAAAGUGUGCUGCUUGAAAGCUUGGAAGAUAAGAAAUACUUACUUGUUAUGGAUGACAUCUGGAAUAUUGAAGUAUGGAAUGAGGUAAGUAUUGCAUUUCCUAAUAACUCGAAUAGGAGUAGAAUCUUAAUCACAACCCGAAUAAAAGAAGUAUCAUUACAUGCAAGUAGUGUUAAUAAUAGUGUUCCUCCUAUUCCCCCUUAUGAACUCCCACUUCUUGAAGAAGAUAAAAGUUGGGAACUCUUCUCUAAAAAGGUAUUUUGGGAAGGUACAUGUCCUCCAGAACUAGAAACUCUAGGUAGACAACUUGUGAAAAGUUGCCAUGGAUUACCACUUGCUAUUGUGGUAUUGGGAGGUCUUUUGGCAUGUAAGGAGAAAACACAUCGAAUAUGGUCAAAAUAUAUCGGCCAUGUCAAUUCGUAUUUGACUGAUAAUAGAUCAAGAUGCAUAGACAUAUUGGCUCUAAGCUACAAUCACUUACCCCGACACUUGAAACCAUGCUUUCUAUAUUUUGGUAUCUACCCAGAAGAUUUUGAGAUACCAGUGAGGCAACUAAUCCGACUUUGGAUAGCUGAGGGAUUCAUAUGGCAAAGUGGGAACAGAAAUAUAGAGGAUGUUGCUGAAGACUACUUGGAGGAUCUCAUUGAUCGAAGCUUGAUUCAAGUGGCAAAGAAAAGGUUAGAUGGAGGAGUCAAAACAUGUCGUAUCCAUGAUCUUCUACGAGACCUCUGUAUAUCAGAGAGUUCUGAAGAGAAGUUUCUCGAGGUUCAUUCAAAUGUUAACCUUUCACCCAUAGGCAAAUCUCGCAGAAUUUCAAUCCACUAUGGCAACAAUCCAUACAUUUCUUCUGGCCCUUGUAAGCCUUCAAAUAGUCGUUCUAUAAUAGGCUUCGGGGGUGUUGUCGAGCUCGAGAGUCCUCCUGAUAAUUGCUACUUGGAAUGUAUUUGCAAAAGUAACAAGUUGGUUCGGGUGGUAGAGCUCAGUAAUAUGGGCGUUUGUUGCUUAAUCCCCAAGGGGAUUGAAAAGCUGGUCCUUUUGAGCUACUUCAGCCUCGCAUCUGGUGAGCUUAUUCCAGAUUCCAUGUGCAACCUUUGGAAUCUAGAGACGUUGGACAUGAGAAAUUCUACAGCGAGAACAAAAUGCAACCUUUGGAAUCUAGAGACGUUGGACAUGAGAAAUUCUACAGUGAGAACAAAAUGCUUGCCCAAGGGGAUAUGGAAGUUACAAAGAUUAAGACAUUUGUAUCUGGAUGGGCCAACAUCUCUACCUAGAACUAAAAAAAAUACAGCGGCUUUACCCAAUCUUCAAGUCCUUACUGGUAUAGCUAUAAAUGAAGACACUGAGAGUCACUUUGCCAAGGCCAGAUUUCCUAAUCUAAGAAAAUUAGGAUUGUAUUCUUCAAGAUGGGUAGAGUCAGGGAUUUUGUCAAGCCUCCGUCCCUUGUGUCAUCUACAAACUUUGAAGAUUUAUCAUCUUCAUGAGAUUUCGUCAAGUCCUACUUCAAUUUUGUUGACCCUCACAAAAAUAACCUUAGUAGAAUCAGCCUUAGUAGAUUUAGCCUUAGUAGAUUCAGCCUUCAUGGGAGUGUUGGGUAGCCUUCCCAAACUUCGAAUACUCAAAGUAAUUGGAAGAGCUGCCGUUGACUAUGAAUUCGUCAGUAAUGUCCUCAAUUGCGAUGAAAGAAGUUUUCAGCAACUUGAAGUCUUUAAAAUGGCAAGUCUGAACUUUUUUGAAUGGAAAUUGGGGCAAGGUGCAAUGCCAAACCUUCAACGUUUGGUCAUCGAAAGGACCUCUUGUAUGCUCCCGGACGAACUAUGGUGCUUGAGUGCCUUGCGGGAUGUGGAAGUUUUACAUCCCGGUCCAGUUUUGGCAAAGAGGCUUCGACAGUUGCAGAUGAGGGAUGGAUGUAAGCUCCAUGUCUAUCCACCUCUCGACCGAGAGAGUAGAAGUUUUACAUCCCAAUCCACAUUUGGCAGUGAGGCUUCGACAGUUGCAGAUGAGGGAUGGAUGUAA